AUGAUUCCUGCCCUUCAGCACUCGCGUAUUUGCCAGCUGCCGUUCACAGCAAGCUUCACCGCCACUGAGGUGGCCGGCCUCCAUCUGGCUGCAGACCUGCUGGCGGAGGACCGCCCGGAUUCUCCGGCUGUGAUCUUCUCCGACUCGCGAACGGUGACCCUGGCGCUUCCUCGACCGGAGACUGCCGGCCUUGGUGUGGCCCUGCUGGCGGUAAAGCUUCGAACCCUUGUUUCAAGUGGCUUGAACCUGUCGCUGCAGUGGCUCGCCUCUCAUGUCGGCGUCCAGGGCAACGAGGAGGCUGACGCCCUGGCAAAGGCCGCACUCCAUGCUACAGUAACAGUCAGCACCACUGUAACUGCCUUUGACUAUGCAAGGCACACCUUGCAGUGGCGCAUAAUGGAGCUCCACCCGGAUCGGCGCGUCGCCAGCGGUCGCCCUCCUCGACCACUUCCUGAUCGCAGCCUCACAAGGCAGGAAUGGUCUCUCCUGCUGCGCCUCCGGAUCGGCUGCUCCUGGACGGCUUCCCGAAAGUACAGCAAAGGCCUGGCUCCAUCCCCGGCCUGCUCAGCGCGCGGAGAGGAGGAAACAAUCGACCAUCUACUUUGUUUCUGCCCCGCCUUCUCCUGUGAAAGGGCUUCUCUACGUGCCAUUCCGACGCCUAGGACUCCCUACGGACUCAGCAUCGCAGCUGCUCUUUCCCGGCCGGAACCACGGCUCCGCCUUCAGGCACCUUCUCACAUUCCUGGAAGACACGGAUCUGUCUUACAAAUUGUGAAUGCGCCGCCUGGCGACCCCUGA
This is a messenger RNA of Dermacentor silvarum, 798 nucleotides long. RefSeq lists its product as uncharacterized. Bases 1 to 798 code for a protein of 265 amino acids. The record is from RefSeq and is a predicted model, not a curated record. Lineage: Eukaryota; Metazoa; Arthropoda; Arachnida; Ixodida; Ixodidae. Gene Ontology annotation, molecular function: nucleic acid binding. The transcript has a single exon.